Molecule: messenger RNA, 3367 nt
Organism: Hemibagrus wyckioides
Lineage: Eukaryota; Metazoa; Chordata; Actinopteri; Siluriformes; Bagridae
Gene: hdac11
Product: histone deacetylase 11
Exons: 11
Coding region: 324-1424 (366 amino acids)
Molecular function (GO): histone deacetylase activity
Source: RefSeq, a predicted model, not a curated record
UUUAGGGACGUUCUCACGGGUCUUAAAAUAUUUUUGGUCCUAUCCGGUUAAUGACAUAUGACGUAAUGAAGAGACGUAAGCGCGCGUCGGGAUGCAGAAAAGCAGGAAAAGCAAAGUGGACCCGAGCGAUCAUCCUGACUGCCACUGACAGGCUUGUUUGGAAACAUUUGGGCAUGUGAAUACAGACUGAAUAGAGCUUUUUAGAAGAUGUCAGCGUAUAUCCUUUGCAUAAUAAACGACUAGACGACGAAAAUAAGCUGACCCUAGAAAUAAAGAACAAUAUAAAAUGCCUAGCAGCUGAAUUCUGGGAUGCUGUGGUCGACAUGUCUUGUAAAGAAAGUUCAGAAGAAAAAAAAAGCUCUCACCAGACAGAGCUGUAUGCACAAGUCCCAGCAACAUGUCUACCCAUCGUUUACUCCCCCAUAUACAACAUCACCUUCAUGGGCCUGGAGAAACUUCAUCCAUUUGACGCUGGUAAAUGGGGCAAAGUCAUCCACUUCUUAAAAGAGGAGCAGUUUAUCACAGACGAGACCAUUGUUGCAGCGAGGGAGGCCAGUGAGGAGGAUCUCCUGGUGGUUCAUACCAAACGCUACCUCAGCAGACUCAAGUGGUCUCUGGUGGUUGCCGCCAUCACAGAAAUCCCACCUCUCGUUUUUCUGCCCAACUUCUUGGUGCAACGCAAGGUGCUGAGGCCGUUACGCACGCAGACUGGCGGCACUAUUAUGGCAGGAAAACUCGCCAUGGACAGAGGAUGGGCAAUUAACGUGGGAGGAGGUUUCCACCACUGUUCCAGCGACAAGGGAGGAGGUUUCUGUGCGUACGCCGACAUCACGCUUGCUAUUAAGUUUCUGUUCGAGCGAGUGGAGGGAGUCUCCAGAGCCACCAUCAUCGAUCUGGAUGCUCAUCAGGGAAAUGGACAUGAGAGGGAUUUCUUGGAUGACAGACGAGUUUACAUAAUGGAUGUCUACAAUCGGCACAUCUACCCUGGGGACGGAUACGCCAAGAGAGCCAUUAAGAGGAAAGUGGAGCUGGACUGGGGCACAGAAGACACUGAGUAUCUCCAGUUGGUGGAGCUCCACUGUGAAGGCACAGUGAAUGAGAUCAGACCUGACAUAAUUGUGUACAAUGCAGGUACUGAUAUUCUGGACGGUGAUCCUCUCGGAGGCCUGGCCAUUUCCCCUCAGGGCAUCGUGAAGAGAGAUGAGAUCGUCUUUAGGGCAGCACGGAGAAGAGGGAUCCCCAUUCUCAUGGUGACGUCAGGCGGCUACCAAAAGAAGACAGCUCGCAUCAUUGCUGACUCCAUCCUGAACCUGCACAGACAGCAUCUGAUUGGUGGAGAGGCAUUAGAAGAGGCAGGGCAGUCGACGGUGCCAGUCAUGAUGAGCAAGUCCGUGUCGGCCGGGGCGACUUUCAAUGCCAUCUGAUGUUUACAUCUAGCUCUUAUUGGCCUGUUUGUUCUAAAUAUAGCAGCACUAUCCUCAUUUUUGUUUACUAACAGAAGCAUUUACUCCUGAUAAGGUGCAGGGUGAUUCAAGGAACUUUAUUCUUCAGUUUUAGUGAGGGAAUAUUUAUAUUUUCUAACUGCUUCAGCCUACACUACUUUAAUCUGUGGUACUUUGAAUGAAUUAAACCUUUAAAAUGAGAUUUUAAUUCUUUACAUUGGUACUUUAUGCAAUGCUUAUUUGCACAAUUUGAAUUUUAUUUUAAAUGAUAACAAAAGCUAUACCAAGUCAAGCCGAGGAAGCAGUUUCUAAAUUUACUGUAUUAUACAAAUUUCUUCUAGAACAGUACCAAAAGUCAUAUGGUACAAAGCACUCUUGAUUAUCAUGAUUAACCUGAAUCUUUUUAUUACUCUUAUUACGUUUCUGAACUGUUCUAAAUGUAUAAAGCUAUAAAUAAUGGUAAAUAAAUAAUCCAGGUCAAGCCCAAUCCAACAGCCAUACCUUAGAGAGUUCAUCAGCAGGUUUAUUGGCUUGUCUUUGUGGGACUGACCAACUGAAUGUGCUCUUUUACCCAGUUUGACUUUUUCAUCAGACUUCGUUUAAAGGUGUUUUUCAUGAAUCAUAAGCCUCUCCGUGCCCCCAGCAAGUCUUUGCAGGUUCUUUUUCUUCAUGCUGACUCAGCAUCUACUUUUAGAUAUCCCGCACUGAGGGAAUAUGAAUUAUAAAUAUGUGCAGUCCUCAAAGCUGAUGCUCAGUGCACCUCAAGAAAAGCGUAACAGCUCUCUACUGACCAGAGCUAUCUCCUCACCAUGGUGAUUUAUUUUGUCUAAACACUCAUGGUGUUAUAAAGUUAGAACAAAAUUCAAAUAAAAUAACUAAGCAUUUUAACUAGCUGAUGUUUCCUCUUAUGUAAACAUGAAUGCUUCCUUAUGGUCAAUGUCUGUGGGAAAGAAGGUCUUCUUGUGAAGUUUCCACUGCAAAAAAUGACUUCUUAGAAUGUUGAGAUAAUAUCUUGAAUAUAGUCAAAGUGAUCUAGUAUUUCCUGUUAAAAGAUUAAAGAUUAAUAACAAUAAAUAUAAGAUUAUUUUAACUAUUUCUCGAUAUAUUUUACUAUUUUUAAAGCUUUACAUAUUUUUUGUUCUGUUGGCAGAUUAUUUUUGAUUUUUUUUUUUUUGGGGGGGGUGAUAGGUUUGAUUAUCUUGUAUUUGGUUUAUUGUAAUCUUCUAAUAAGAAAUAGAAAGCUAAAUUUGAUUAGAUUCAAGACUAGACCAAGAUGUUGUUUUUUUUGCAUUGUCGUCUCAUCUGCAGUCCGUUGGGUUUACUCGGCUGCUGGAGUGAGAUUGAGAAAAGCUUCUAAUAAGUGUAAUGAUAGCGUUCCUCCUUUAUUCUCUGUUGAAAAGGAUGUGUAUGAGGGUAAGAGGAAGAUUAGAUAGAUUGCCAAGGCUGAUUUUAUAGCUCCUUGAGGAAUAUUGAAUUUAGGUGCAUGCAAGAUUCAGUGUUUUAAAUGGGACUUCUUUUUUUUUAUCAGGUAUUUAAUACUAAAAGUGUUGUUCCUGCUACUAAACACUACACAUUAAUCUCAUCAUUCUCUUUGCUUUUUGUUGAUUUCGGUGACGUUUGUAACAGUUAUUGACAUGAAUAUGCUUUUAACUGAUCCCUGCACUUAAACCCCUCUGGGGAGCUUAAGCUGAUGUUUUUGGAGGAUUAUUCAGGUGUGUGUAAGUGUUUAAAUACUCAUACACCCUCUUACUGUACUGUAUAUCCACACACUACAUGUUGUGGCACCUAACAAAAGUGCCAUGAUAUUAUGCAUUCUUAUUGCAUAUGCAUUCUUAUCAUUUUUCCUUUUUUUUUGGUAUCUGGCAUUCAGAUUUAAACCUCUUCUGUGUGAGAAUGGGGCAAAUAAAUCCAAUCUAAUUACAUGA